This is a messenger RNA of Alnus glutinosa, 1563 nucleotides long. RefSeq names its product proliferating cell nuclear antigen-like. The transcript is spliced from 4 exons. Gene Ontology annotation, molecular function: DNA polymerase processivity factor activity; DNA binding. The record is from RefSeq and is a predicted model, not a curated record. The coding region runs from base 194 to 1150 and encodes 318 amino acids. NCBI's taxonomy places the organism in Eukaryota, Viridiplantae, Streptophyta, Magnoliopsida, Fagales, Betulaceae. Gene Ontology annotation, biological process: mismatch repair; regulation of DNA replication; translesion synthesis. Gene Ontology annotation, cellular component: PCNA complex.
GGAGCAGUUGAGAGAGAGAGAAAGAGCCCAAAGCGUCGUCGUUUCAUCUAGAUUCUGGCGGGAACGGUUCCGUUUCCCGCCAAAGAGAGCAAAAACGAGAACAACGGUCUCUCCCUCUCUCUCUCUCUCUCUCAGAAAACCAAAAAGCCUAAUUUCUCUGAAAGAUUCAGAUUCUCAGAAUCUCAAGAGAAAAAUGCUAGAGCUAAGGUUGGUCCAAGGCAGCCUCUUGAAGAAGGUUCUGGAAGCGACCAAGGACCUGGUCAACGACGCCAACUUCGACUGCUCGGCGGCGGGGUUCUCGCUCCAGGCCAUGGAUUCGAGCCACGUGGCCCUGGUGGCCCUCCUCCUCCGAUCUGAGGGCUUCGAGCACUACCGCUGCGACCGCAACCUCUCCAUGGGCAUGAACCUCAACAACAUGGCCAAGAUGCUCAAAUGCGCCGGCGACAAAGACGUCGUCACUAUCAAGGCCGAUGACGGCGGCGACAGCAUUACCUUCAUGUUCGAAAGCCCUACUCAAGAUAAGAUUGCGGACUUUGAGAUGAAGCUGAUGGACAUAGACAGUGAGCAUCUUGGCAUCCCAGAAGCAGAGUUCCAAGCCAUUGUUAGGAUGUCGUCGGCUGAGUUUGCAAGGAUUUGCAAGGACCUUAGUUCCAUUGGUGAUACUGUUGUGAUAUCUGUGACAAAGGAAGGGGUGAAGUUCUCCACCAGAGGUGAUAUUGGGACUGCCCAUAUUGUUUGCAGGCAGAAUACUAGUGUGGACAAGCCAGAAGAAGCUACCAUUAUAGAAAUGGAGGAGCCAGUCGCAUUGACCUUUGCUCUGAGGUAUAUGAACUCAUUUACAAAGGCAACCCCUUUGGCAAACCAAGUGACAAUCAGCCUGUCUUCGGAUAUGCCUGUUGUAGUUGAGUACAAAGUGGCGGAAAUGGGUCACAUAAGGUUUUACUUAGCUCCCAAGUUAGAAGAAGAGGAGAAUCAAACUCAAGUUGAAGCCAGGCCUCAGGCGGACAUCAAGCCUGAAGCGGAGGCCAAACCUAAAGCAGAGACCAAGCCUAAAUUGGAGAUCAAGCCUGAAGAGGAGAGUGAUCCUCAAGUGGAAAGCAGGACUCUGGAGGAACCCAAGGUUGAAGAUGAUCUUAUGGAUGAUGAGUAGUUCAUUUGGUGGUAAUUGCCUCUUAUCAUCUAACAAAUAUCAAUUAGCUUGUUUCUAAUUCAGCUAUCCUCUGUUUGGGUUGAAAGAUCCUAAAGACUUGAGAUGUUAGGGAUAAUUAGGUUUUGUACAGAUAAUCCCUAGAUAGUAUUCUUAUAUUUCAACCAAUUCUAGAUGUUGCCCAUUGUUGAUUACUGCUGAAGGCUGUUGACACCUCAAUUUAAGCUGAAUGCCUGAACCUAAUUCAAUUGCUAGAUUUUGCUACACUAAUGUUAGUCUAAUGGGUAAAGUGGAUUAGGUACUGUGAAAAAGCUUCUUAUGUGGUCAAGUAUAGCAGCGUUCUUUGUAUCACAGAAAAAUAUCAUGGCAUUGCUAAGGGAUCCGGCUAAAGAUUGAUUGGUAGCUUAUUUUCUUCA